AUCCUUCCUUUCCUGUCUCGACUGGUCUGUCUGACUGGGUGCAAUAGGAUUUGUAUGCUCCAGAUUGCAGCCAACGACGAAGCUAGGAAUAUCCAAGUAUGAUGCAGUGUGCCAUCUCGUGUUUAUGCGGGAGUCUUGCACAGGAUGUCAGUCUGGAGCAGUCUACAGAUCAUUCAACCCUGAACCUCUGCCACUGCACCGCCUGUCGCACGACUACAGGCAUGCUGUGCUCUGCAUACCAUCCCCUACAAGCAAGGCCACAGAACUUGGACAGCAUGCACGAGUACCAGCAGUCCGAGGAUAUAGUUCGGUAUUUCUGUAAAACCUGCGGCGCCCAUGCCCUGGCGUAUUCGAGGCCCUCGGAACGAUAUUUCGUGGCAGCCGGGUUGCUGGUGGACAAUGCGAACUCGCCUCGGACUCGAUCGGUGCGGCAUUGGCGGGCUUCUGAAACGCGCGAUGGUGGCCUGGUUUCUUUCCUCGAGGGGGAGCCUGCAACCAUGGCCGCGACAUGCUGGCUUCGUGCUCACUCCAAUAGUGAUAGUGAUAGAAGCUGCUCGGAGGCGAAGGCGGAUAUCGAGCGCUCGCCGCAGGACUCCACGGAACUGCGAGGGCAGUGUCACUGCGCAGGUAUCGAAUUCUACGUUACUCGACCGGACGCUUCCUCCACGGAGGCAAGCUCUCCAUGGUCGGAUCUACUUGUUCCGUACUAUGCCAAUUCGUCGGAAAACCCUGCCGAUGUGAAGUGGUGGCUACGGAAUGCGAACACCAGGUAUCUAGCUGGGACCUGCGCCUGUCCGUCCUGUCGUCUGGCCAGCGGGUGUCCAAUUCAACCAUGGGCGUUCAUCCCAAACGCCAAUCUUCUCGAUGCCCGCAAAGCACCGUUCCAAUUCGGUGCAGGCACCAUGCAGCGGUUUGAAAGUAGUCCGGGCGUUUAUCGAGAGUUUUGCAGCCGCUGUGGAGCCUCGGUCUUCUGGCAUAGCGAUGAAAGACCCUUGUUGAUGGAUGUCAGCGUCGGAUUGCUUCAUGCAGAUGAGGGGUCGCGAGCAAGCCAAUGGCUAGAGUGGGCGACCUCGAGAGUUAGUUUUGCUGAGAUGGCUUUGGACAAGACUUUGAUCGACCGGCUACAGACAGGUCUUAGACAGUGCGGACCCGAAGAUUGACUGAUAGCCAGUCUACUGGAGCGGGGGGGGUAAGCUGUAGGUGGUUGAUAGCCAGGUUAAAGACUAUAAAUAA
Messenger RNA from Aspergillus fijiensis CBS 313.89, 1233 nucleotides. RefSeq names its product GFA family protein. Gene Ontology annotation, molecular function: carbon-sulfur lyase activity. The transcript has a single exon. The record is from RefSeq and is a predicted model, not a curated record. Lineage: Eukaryota; Fungi; Ascomycota; Eurotiomycetes; Eurotiales; Aspergillaceae. Bases 99 to 1160 code for a protein of 353 amino acids.